GGCGAUCCUAUUAAUUUUUAUAUUUUUAAUCUUUUCCGUCUUUACAAUCCCUCGGAAGAAGAAAAUGGCCUAUCCAGCCACAAACAUUUAUUCAGUCGCUAACCCAUCCUCUUCAACAUUCCUUACCAUUACACCCCUGAAAACCCGUUCCAAAAGGCCCCUCCCAUUCUGGCAAAUUUUCCAAAACCCCCCUCGCCCUUCCAUAUAUAUAACAAAGGCACAACUACAGUCCUCCCAAUCUCUCAUUACCACAGCCCCCUCUCUGACCCCGCCAAUUUCCCGUUUUGCCCCUGACCAGCCGCGAAAAGGCGCAGAUGUCCUCGUCGAGGCGUUGGAGCGGGCUGACGUGUCGGUCGUCUUCACCUACCCUGGCGAGGCGUCGAUGGAGAUCCAUCAGGCCCUCACUCGAUCGUCGUCGAUCAGCAAUGUCUUCUGCCAGGGCGAGGUUUUCGCCGCUGAGGGUUAUGCCCGGGCGUCAGGCCGGCCUGGCGUCUGCAUCGCGACGUCGAGCCCUGGUGCCGCGAACCUCGUCAACGGCCUCGCGGACGCGCUCCUUGAUAGCGUUCCCCUUGUUGUGAUCACCGGGCAGGUUCCCCGCCGCAUGGUCGGGACUGAUGCCUUCAAGGAAACCCCAAUUGUCGAGGUAACCCGCUCCAUCACCAAGCAUAAUUAUCUUGUUCUUGAUGUAGAGGACAUCCCACGCAUCGCCGAGGAGGCGUUCUUCCUCGCCUUGUCGGGCCGCCCGGGCCCUGUCCUGAUUGAUGUCCCUAAGGACAUACAGCAGCAGCUUGUUGUGCCCGACUGGGACCGCCCCAUGCAGUUGCAGGGGUAUGCCUCUUGCCUCCCACUGCCCCCCGAGGUGACCAAGCUGGAGCAGAUCCUAUGGUUGGUAUCUGAAUCGAAGAAGCCAGUCCUGUACGUUGGCGGUGGUUGCCUGAAUUCUAGUGAGGAGCUACGUUGGUUCGUGGAGCUCACGGGCAUCCCAGUCGUGAGCACCCUGAUGGGCCUCGGCACUUACCCGAUGGCUGAUGAUCUCUCGCUGCGGAUGUCGGUUUACGUGAACUACGCCAUCGAUAAAUCCGACCUUCUCCUCGCAUUUGGUGUCUGUUUUGAUGAUCGGGUCACUAGGAAAUUGGAGAAGUUUGCCAGUAAUGCCAAGAUUGUGCACAUUGACAUUGAUCCGUCAAAGAUUGGGAAGAACAAGCAGCCGCAUGUAUCGAUCGGUGCUGACCUGAAAAUGUGUUUGGAGGGGUUGAAUGCAUUGCUGGAGGAGAAAAGAGAUGCUCGAAAGCUUGAUCUUGAUUUUUCUGCUUGGAGGGAGGAACUCACAAAACAGAAGAAGAAAUUCCCUUUGAGUUAUAAGUGCGUUGGAGAUGCCAUUCCUCCUCAAUAUGCGAUCCAAGUGCUUGACGAAUUGACAAACUCGGAUGCGAUCAUAACCACUGGUGUUGGGCAGCACCAAAUGUGGGCUGCGCAGUGGUACAACUACAAGCGCCCACGCCAGUGCGCCACAUCAAGUGGUUUGGGCGCAAUGGGGUUUGGGCUUCCGGCUGCAAUCGGUGCAGCCCAUGCCUCACCUGGGACAACCGUGGUGGAUAUUGAUGGUGAUGGAAGCUUCCUCAUGAACGUUCAGGAGUUGGCGACGAUCCGUGUGGAGGAUCUCGAUGUGAAGGUUAUGAUUUUGAAUAACCAGCAUUUGGAUAUGGUUGUGCAGUGGGAAGAUCAGUUCUACAAGGCAAACCGGGGCCAUAUGUAUUUGGGGAACCCCGCAAAGGAGAAUGAGAUAUUCCCAAAUUUCCUGAUGUUUGCAGAGUGGUGUGGCAUACCUGCGGCCUGCGUGACAAAGAAGAGUGAGGUGAGGGAUGCGAUCCGAAAGAUGUUGGAGACGCCUGGGCCGUACUUAUUGGAUGUUAUUGUGCCUCACCAGGAACAUGUCUUGCCAAUGAUUCCCAGGGGUGGCACUUUCAGGGAUGUGAUCACUGAGGAUGAUGGGAGAACAACAUAUAGAUCUUCUGAUGCAGAAUAUUGACCUUCAGGAACAUAUGAUUCUGGGAAGGUGGACAUUGUCAGGAAUGCAGGGAAGGAAACUUCUGCGAAAUUGAUCGGGAUCUGCAUCAACAUAUGCUUGCAUCGUUGAAAAUGGUACUUCAUCGCGCUACAGACGUUUAAGAAGGCUUUUUCGGCAGUUUUGUUGAUACUUUGCCUGCCUUGCAUAUCUUAUCGAGCUACACAGUUCACAACUUGUGGGUUAGGAUCAUUUUUCAUUCGGGUUUGAAUU
This is a messenger RNA of Magnolia sinica, 2278 nucleotides long. Its product is annotated as acetolactate synthase 3, chloroplastic-like. Lineage: Eukaryota; Viridiplantae; Streptophyta; Magnoliopsida; Magnoliales; Magnoliaceae. Gene Ontology annotation, molecular function: magnesium ion binding; acetolactate synthase activity; thiamine pyrophosphate binding. Bases 65 to 2029 code for a protein of 654 amino acids. Gene Ontology annotation, cellular component: acetolactate synthase complex. Gene Ontology annotation, biological process: L-valine biosynthetic process. The transcript has 2 exons. The record is from RefSeq and is a predicted model, not a curated record.